This is a messenger RNA of Miniopterus natalensis, 904 nucleotides long. RefSeq names its product claudin 19 (gene CLDN19). Gene Ontology annotation, molecular function: structural molecule activity. NCBI's taxonomy places the organism in Eukaryota, Metazoa, Chordata, Mammalia, Chiroptera, Miniopteridae. Gene Ontology annotation, cellular component: membrane; bicellular tight junction. The record is from RefSeq and is a predicted model, not a curated record.
GAGCCUCAGCCGCUGGCUUUGCCGCUCCCGGGACCGGGCCGCCACCUCUCCUCUCAGCUUCUUCCCAUCGCUGCCCCCAACCCCUGCCCAGCAGCCUGGCUCGCCUGGCCAUGACCCCAGCCCCCCCAGGGGUCCUGGCCCAGCUCUGAGCUCUGGGACUCCCAGACCCCUCCCCUGGGCCAUGGCCAACUCGGGCCUCCAGCUCCUGGGCUAUUUCCUGGCCCUGGGUGGCUGGGUGGGCAUCAUCGCCAGCACAGCCCUCCCACAAUGGAAGCAGUCCUCCUAUGCAGGCGACGCCAUCAUCACCGCCGUGGGCCUCUACGAAGGGCUCUGGAUGUCCUGCGCCUCCCAGAGCACUGGGCAGGUGCAGUGCAAGCUCUACGACUCACUGCUCGCCCUGGAAGGUCACAUCCAGUCAGCACGAGCCCUGAUGGUGGUGGCAGUGCUACUGGGCUUUGUGGCCAUGGUCCUCAGUGUGGUUGGCAUGAAGUGCACCCGGGUCGGAGACAGCAACCCCAUCGCCAAGGGCCGCAUUGCCAUCUCCGGGGGUGCCCUCUUCCUCUUGGCAGGCCUCUGCACCUUGACUGCAGUCUCAUGGUAUGCCACCCUGGUGACCCAGGAGUUCUUCAACCCGAGCACACCUGUCAAUGCCAGGUACGAGUUUGGCCCGGCUUUGUUCGUGGGCUGGGCCUCUGCCGGCCUGGCCAUGCUGGGGGGCUCCUUCCUCUGCUGCACGUGCCCAGAGCCUGAGAGAGUCAACAGCAGCCCACAGCCCUACCGGCCAGGCCCCUCAACUACGGCCAGAGAGUACGUCUGAGCCCAUCAGCCCCAGCCAGCAGCCUCCCACCGGCACUCAGUGGGCCCUGCAGAGCUCUGAGAGGGCCAGUAGGACACAGGAUGUCCC